This is a messenger RNA of Pezoporus flaviventris, 830 nucleotides long. Its product is annotated as cytochrome c1-like. The transcript has a single exon. Bases 3 to 767 code for a protein of 254 amino acids. The record is from RefSeq and is a predicted model, not a curated record. Lineage: Eukaryota; Metazoa; Chordata; Aves; Psittaciformes; Psittacidae.
CAAUGCUGAUUUAUUGGCUCUCAAAGUUGUUGCUCUUGAUCUCACAGUUUCAGCAUGUCGGACCUUACUUACAGCCGGUAUUUGCUGUGUUAGUGUUUAUUGGCUGGGGGCCUUGGGCUAAGGUUCUUGUUUCAUUGUACUUUAUGGUAAUGAUUUGUAAUACGGGCGAGCUCCAGCAGCAGAGUGGGAUGGACUUGGCCAUGGAUUUAUACCUGGCUGUUCCACUGCUCUUCACCGUCCUGGCCCUUGUCCUUACCUCUGUCUUCGUGAGGCUGCGGGGAGCCAAGGGGGAAUGGCCCGCGGAGCUGCCGGCAGCCGGAGCAGCCCGGGAGAGCGGCCCCAGGGACCCAGCGGCGGCAGGAGCGGGACCGGAGGCCAGGAGGGUGCGGCUGCCGGUGGAGGAGGUCGGGGCAGUCGAGGAGGGGAAGGAGGCGGCUGCCGAGCAGUGGGAGGAGGCGACAGAGGAGCCGAGCCCCGCGGCCGAGUCCAGCCCCGCGGCGGCCAAGAGCAUCCCCCGGGAGCCGCCCGCCGAGCCCCACGAGCCCAAGCCCCAGAAGGAUGCGGAGAGCAAGAUACUACCUGUGGGAGCCUCAGCUGGUCCCAGCCCUGGGCACCCGGGACAAAUGGAGGAUGCAGGAGACCAGACAGCAUUUUCCAGCAAGGCAGAGGAGGAAGAUCUGGACUCAGAAAAAGAGAAGCUGGUGGUGAGAGCUGGCAAGCACAGCAGCUACACCAGCCCCAGUGACAAGUACAGCAGCAUCAUUUGAGAGUUCUGAAGGUUUUGAAUGUCCUUUUGGUCCCUUGGGACCUGCCUGCUGAUUGUGAUAGGG